AUGGUUUCUGUAUCUUCCACUACAUUCACAGUAAUUGCUAAUCCUGAUGGUGAUGGGAAUCGUGAUGACUCGACCCAAUCAAAAAGCCCAGCCCCCCCGGAGUCUUCAACUAGUCUAGUGUCGACUGCGCUCGCCAAACGAAACCGCCCUGAUAGAAAGAGAAGCGCUUCGCCUAAUGGCAUCAAACCGGCCUUGAAGAAACGUACAGUAUCAGCAAAGGUUGCCUCAACUAAUAGUACCGCUCGGUCUGCAAUCAACAAGAAGGCGGUGCGAUUCCGUAGUCUUUCCAAUGGGGAACUCUCCGGCUCACAAUUGCAUGACCAGAGCCAAUCUACGAGUCAAAACGCUGGCGAUCCGGAUCACUCCUCAAAGACGCCUUUGGUUGAACCCAAGAAACUCAUGCUGUCGGAAGGCGGAGCACAAGACGAACAUCUAGUCAUUGGUGGGACUACUCGAGGCAAUCAAAAGGUGAACCAAAAAGUACGAAGACCGCCUACUCCAUCAAGCAAACAAGGCACUACAAUCACAACAUUUGUUCCUUCACUCGAAUCACCCAUGCCAAAAGUCACGCCAACCUUAUUCAAAACUGAGAAAGAUGUACCUAUCAACUAUAUCGAUCACACCUUGGUUGAAGGACAGAAUGACAGCACCAACAAACAAGAUCUCGAUCUCAUAACAUUUGCCGAUAAGGACUGGUUUGAAAUUGAAAACGUUGUCAAUGGUCGAGACAUUGCUCCUAUAUCACCAAAUAGGUCAAGGGUGGAAGAAUUGAACGGUGUUUUCCCAGUUGCUGAAAAGAAGAGAGAUGGGGCCGAGGUUUUUCAAGAUGAAAGACGAAAAAUGGAUCAAAAUUCGUAUGCAGUUUUUGCACUUGAGGAGCGUAUGUCUAGUGUUGAAAUGGUUACGAGUGAUUGGAAGACUCUUCAAGAUCAAAUGACAAAGUUUGAGAACAACGGUUAUGGACAAAUCAAGAAGCUUGAGUCAAGUGUUGAACUCAUUACCAGUGAUUGGAAGACUCUUCAAGAUCGAAUGACGAACUUUGAGAACAAAGCUUAUGGACGAAUCAAAAAGCUUGAAGAAAAAGUUCAAACUGAUAUCACAUCACUUAAUGAGGAGGUGAAUAAGUUGAAUUCCGAAUUGAGAAAGGCUAAUGACACGAUUGAAGCAUGUAAUAAGGCGCUGGUACACAUCCUUUCGGAGGGAGAUGGUGAUUAUGGACUGUCUGAAGCCGGUGAAAAUGAUCAAGACGAAGAUGAAUCGAGCGGUGGAAGUGAUGUAUCUUUGGGAAGUUGUUAG
Messenger RNA from Melampsora larici-populina 98AG31, 1296 nucleotides. RefSeq lists its product as uncharacterized. The coding region runs from base 1 to 1296 and encodes 431 amino acids. The record is from RefSeq and is a predicted model, not a curated record. Lineage: Eukaryota; Fungi; Basidiomycota; Pucciniomycetes; Pucciniales; Melampsoraceae. The transcript has 5 exons.